AUGGCCAAGGCAGGCUGGGUACUCUGGCUUUGUAAGAAUGCAAUUGUCAAACAAGCCACUACCUCUGCAAUGAUAAAAGCCGAAAAAGACAAGGGAUGGGCGUUUGUAGUUCUGUUUGCAGCAUGUGGAAUACAACUUUUUACAUCAGUGUUUACCUACGGAUCCGGAUUGAUGCAUCUGUACCUACUUGAGAAAUACAAAAAAGACGACGCCACGACAUCAGUGGUUGGAUCUUUAUUUGUUAACCUAAUGGGUGUUGUCGGGCUGCUUGCAUCUUAUUUAAUCAAUAAAUGGAGUUGCAGAUUGACCUCCCUCAUCGGAGCCAUUAUGCUGUUUCUAGGAUUUACCUCUUCGUCCUUCGUCAAUUCCUUUUGGAUCCUAGUUUUGACGAAUGGAAUUAUAUCUGGUAUAGGGAUUGGGCUUGCUCUUUUACCUGCUCUUGUUGCGGUAGGUUUAAGUUUUGAGAAACACUCUGGAGUAGCUAAUGGUAUGUUUACAGCGAGUAUAGGUGUUGGCAUGACGGUUAGUGGACCUUUCAUGGAAUAUCUAUUGAAUGCAUAUGGAUUGCAUGGUACUUACCUACUCUCCGGGGCCAUUACAUCGCACCUGAUCUUCUUUGCAUUGCUUUUGCGAACCCCAGAAAAACAAGUUGAUGUUUUGAGAAGUAAAGAAGUCCAUCUUUUACAAUCAUUCAAGAAGCUUCUAACUACGCCAUUCUUUAUGCUAGUUCUAUCUGGAUCAGUACUUUGGAACAUAUCUUAUUCGGCGAUUAUGAUACAACUGCCAAAGUAUGUGUUACUGAAUGGAUUGUCCCAGAAAGCAGCUUCGUUAUCAUUUACAAUCAUCGGAAUUGGGACAAUAAUAUCAAGACUAUUGGUGGGUGUGGCUAUAGGCCCAGGUGGCCAAAACCCACUUCUGCUAAAUGUUGGACUUACUGCGUGUAUGGGGGCUGUGAUUGGGACUUUUCCUUUUUAUGCAAGCUUCACUUCAGGUUAUAUAAUAUUUUCCGUGGUGUAUGGAGUUGUGAGUGGCGGACUUAACGUUUUCACGAUUCCAUUGUGUGUGUCUUUGGCGGGAAAAGAGCAUUUAUCGGAAGCUAUAGGAAUGUGGUUUUUACUUCUAGGACUUGGGUCGCUCGUUGGACCCCCUGCUGCAGGACUUAUUUUUGACAUGACAGGAUCAUAUGCAUACUCCUACUACAUAAUGGGUAUCAUGGUUCUGUUAGCAUCCUCUCUAUCGCUGGCAGUAGUACUUUGUCAGAGACGACGGAAGAAGGACCAGAAUAGAGAUACCUCCUCUCAGUUCAACAUUAGUGUGAUAACAGGAACGACAAAUGAAUGAAUUAUAACUUUUUCUAUGAUUAAUUUGAUUAUUUUCCAGUCUGUAUCUGCAAUUUUGGACAAGUGAUGUAUAUGUUAUACGAGUAUUUCAGCAUCAGCAGAAUGUACAUUUCUUUGCAAAAUGUUAACGUUAUGAUCUUUUCCCCAGAGAAGCAGACCCAAGUAUUCAAGCAGACCAAAGUAUUCACAAGGGCAUGAUAUUACAUCAUGUAAAUCAUAUACGGUAAAUUUAAACUACAGGACAACUUCUCACUAUUCAUGUCGAAUGAAAAAUUUAAGGGACAAAGUUAAAGGAAACAAACCUAUGGUCAUUUGAAAACAACCAGCUUUGCUGAAUAUACAAUUUAAAAUAAUUUUAAAGAUCCGUCAUUUCUUUUGAAGAGUGGCAGGUCAUGAACAUUGCAAUAUUUAGCUUUCUUUGUAGUUUAUGUUCACUGAGUCUGAUUGUGUUUACAAUUUUACAUAUCUUUAUAAGACUCAAUACAUAUACAUAUUAGAUUUAUAAAAAUAUUGACGACUGGUCAUAAUUUGGAUGAUUUUAGCUUGACUUCUCGAUCAAUGUCUAAAGUAUAUGACAAAAAUAAAAUAUAUGACAAGAAUAUCAAGAAAAAACGACAUAUUUCCAUUGAUGAGCUGAUCAAAAUUGAAAAAAAAGACAUCCUUUUUUUAGAAGAUGAAAUAUAAUUCACCGUUGAUCCUUUCCUUCGUCAACUUUCCCUGAAUAUGAAUUUACAAUGCAGAAGUUCUAAAGUAAAUUUUAUUUCAUAAGAAUACAAAAAACAGGUCAGUUAUUAAAAGCGUACAAUUUGUGAUCAUGGAAAUUUCAACAGAUUGUGGUUAGACUUUAUAUUGUGACAAUGGUGAACACCUGUAUCUUUUCAAUAUUAACUUCAGAGUAUUUUAGAGUUUAAUUUAAAAACCUAGAUGAUCCAACUACAGGAUAUGAAAAUAUCCAAAUUCUAAUUUCAUUGAUGUAAACAUUUCAAGUUAAUUGAUUGUAUACAUCAUACCCACUUUCUUAAUUUUAACCCAAGAGGAAUAAGCACUUUGGAAUUUAUUUGCCUGCUUACUUAAACAAUGAGUAGAUGCCCGCUUUUCAUACUCUGUACACUAUGUCUAAAGGACUUACUUGCUAUUGUUUCAUUCAUAUAUGAUUUCUACAAGGUAAAUAAUUUUAGAAA
Saccostrea echinata is the source of this 2521-nucleotide messenger RNA. RefSeq names its product monocarboxylate transporter 4-like. NCBI's taxonomy places the organism in Eukaryota, Metazoa, Mollusca, Bivalvia, Ostreida, Ostreidae. Gene Ontology annotation, molecular function: monocarboxylic acid transmembrane transporter activity. Gene Ontology annotation, biological process: monocarboxylic acid transport; transmembrane transport. The record is from RefSeq and is a predicted model, not a curated record. The transcript is spliced from 6 exons. The coding region runs from base 1 to 1341 and encodes 446 amino acids.